Molecule: messenger RNA, 5958 nt
Organism: Passer montanus (Eurasian tree sparrow)
Lineage: Eukaryota; Metazoa; Chordata; Aves; Passeriformes; Passeridae
Gene: SLC45A1
Product: solute carrier family 45 member 1
Exons: 10
Coding region: 831-3089 (752 amino acids)
Biological process (GO): transmembrane transport
Cellular component (GO): membrane
Molecular function (GO): sucrose:proton symporter activity
Source: RefSeq, a predicted model, not a curated record
CGGCUCUGCCCGGCCGGCACAAAGGAUGGGCAGGCGGCGGCCGGGUCAGCACCAGGGUCAGGGCCGGCCUUCCCCUGCGGCGCCGGUGACGCUGGGGUUUUGGGAGCCCUCGGUACGCGACGCAGGGAAACUGGAACCAUGUUCUGCCAGAAAAGUGGACUUAUUUUCGGCGUAGCGGUGAGGGGAGAUGACCCUGCCUGCCGAGCGCGCACGUUCGUGCGGAUAGCAGCCGGCAUCGCCUUCCACACUGUGCUGUGCAAGUGUUGGUGUAACAGCCGUGGAGCAGGAAAAAUCCCAAAUAACUAUUGACACUGAGGGCUAGCAGCCCUCUCCUCUCCCUCUCCACUGAGGGAGAGGUUUCCUGCCUUGCUGCUGUUUAAGAUCACCACGUAGAUUUACCCCAAGGCAGGUUUGAGAUGUCUUUCUGUGAACCACCAGUAAGCUGAGGAAGAUGGGGGAUUGAGGAUGUAAGCUCAGUUCAUAGUUUUACACUGAUUUUCCGCUGGACCAGUGACAUGCUGUCAAUAAUAGCCUUUUAUUUCAAGUAAUUGCAGGUCACCACGUGUAUUUUUGAGCCAUGUGUGGGGGGUCUUUCUUUAUAUCACUAAAACAUUUCCACUUAGGACUUGGAAUGCAAUCGCUUUGCAAUACACAGUAAAGAGCAGGAAGAUAAAGGAGGAUCUAGUAUGAAAUCAAACUAAUAGAUGAAGAUAAGGAGAUAACACCCUCUGUGCCAAUGGCAAGGUAUCUCCUAAUUUUUAACAAAUUCUCAUUGUGAGGAAAUUACUUUUUCCUGGAGGCUGAUAAAGGUACUCUGCAAAAGCCCCACGAUGAUCCCCCCGUCUGCGCCGAGCCCUGCCAGCGAUGCCGCGCUCGUGGCAGGAGUGGCUCCUCAGGAGGGCUGGAGGCCGUCGGUGCCCACGCGGCACCUCAGCCACCGGGCCAACAACUUCAAGAGGCACCCCAAGAGGAGGAAGCACAUCCGGCCCUCGCCGCCGCCGCCCCCCAACACGCCCUGUCCCAUGGAUCGGGUGGACUUCGGGGACCUCCAGCCUCAGAGGUCUUUCCUGGAGCUCCUUUUCAACGGGUGCAUUCUCUUCGGGCUUGAAUUCAGCUAUGCCAUGGAAACAGCCUAUGUUACCCCUGUGCUGCUGCAGAUGGGGCUGCCAGACCAGCUCUAUGGAAUGGUGUGGUUCAUCAGCCCUAUAUUAGGGUUUUUGCUACAGCCUUUGCUGGGAGCCUGGAGUGACAGAUGCACAUCAAGAUUUGGGAGGAGAAGACCUUUCAUUCUGGUUUUAGCAGUAGGAGUAUUGCUUGGGCUCUCACUUAUGCUGAAUGGCAAAGAUAUAGGGAGUGCCUUGUCUGACACUGAGAAUAACCACAAAUGGGGGAUCAUCCUUACGGUCUGUGGUGUUGUCCUCAUGGACUUCAGUGCAGAUUCAGCAGACAAUCCCAGUCAUGCCUACAUGAUGGAUGUGUGCAGCCCAGUGGAUCAAGACAGGGGCCUCAACAUCCAUGCUUUGUUAGCAGGUCUUGGAGGUGGCUUUGGUUAUGUUGUUGGAGGAAUACACUGGGAUAAAACCAGUUUUGGAAAAGCUGUAGGAGGGCAACUUCGUGUCAUCUAUGUCUUCACCUCAAUUGUACUGACUAUUGCUACUGUGCUGACUCUAGUUAGCAUUCCAGAGAGACCCUUAAAGUCCUCUAACAAGAAGAAAAAGGUGAUGAAAAGUCCAAGUCUUCCUCUCCCUCCUUCUCCACCUUUCUUCUUUGAGGACAAUGUAAAUGAAAACUCUGCUUCUCAUAACUCAGCUCACAUACAUGCAAGUUUUACGAGUCCUGUUUCCCCCAUGAGCCCACUCACGCCAAAAUACGGGAGUUUUAUCAGCAGAGACAAUUCUUUGACAGGACUUAAUGAGUUUGCAUCAUCCUUUGGGACUUCAAAUAUUGACAGUGUGCUUAUAGACUGUUUUACAGGCGGGCAUAAUGGUUACAUGACACUUCCAGCUAGUUUGUCCAGGCAGCCUGUCAGUGUCAGCUUUCCUCGGGUGCCUGAUGGCUGCUACCAUGGAGCAAAUGGAAUUCUGGAGCAAGGGGAAAGCAGCUUAACAUCAGGGUCUGAUGGUGAUGUGCUGAGAGUGGGCUCACUGGAUGCAAUAAAGCCACGGUCAUCGGGGAUCUUGAAAAGACCUCAGACCUUGGCCAUUCCAGAUGCUGUAACAGGACACUGCCCAGAGAAUAACAGAAGAAGAAAUGUAACCUUCAGCCAACAGGUUGCUAACAUCCUGCUGAACGGGGUGAAGUACGAGAGCGAGCUGAACGAACCGGGCGAGACCGCGGAGCAGCCCCUGUCUGUGAAGCUGCUGUGCUCAACCAUCUGCCACAUGCCCAAGGCCCUCCGUAACCUCUGCAUCAACCACUUCCUAGGGUGGCUUUCAUUUGAGGGGAUGUUACUGUUUUAUACUGACUUCAUGGGAGAAGUAGUGUUCCAGGGGAACCCAAAAGCACCUCACAACUCAGAUGAGUAUCAGAAGUACAACACUGGGGUCACCAUGGGCUGCUGGGGAAUGUGCAUCUAUGCAUUCAGUGCUGCUUUCUAUUCAGCCGUGCUGGAGAAGCUGGAGGAGCGGUUCAGCACACGGACCCUGUACUUUGUGGCAUAUUUGGCCUUUGGGCUGGGCACGGGCCUGGCCACGCUCUCCAGGAACGUCUACGUGCUGCUGUCCCUGUGCGCUACCUACGGCAUCCUGUUCGCCACGCUCUGCACGCUGCCCUACUCCCUGCUCUGCGACUACUACCAGAGCCGAGAGUUCGUCGGCUCGCAGGCGGAGGGCACGCGGCGCGGCAUGGGCGUUGACAUCUCGCUGCUGAGCUGCCAGUACUUCCUGGCGCAGAUCCUCGUGGCCCUGGCCAUGGGGCCGCUGACGGCGGCCGUGGGCAGCGCCAGCAGUGCCAUGUACUUCUCCAGCCUGGUGUCCUUCCUGGGCUGCCUCUUCUCCUCCCUCUGCGUCACCUACGAGCUGCUGCCCGCCGACGAGCUGCCACCCGCCGAGGAGCAGCGCCCGCUGCUGCCCCGCGCGCGGAACGAGUGAACGGGACAAGCUGCCUCGGCCUCUGCUGCCUCUUUGCCUCACCCCUGGCCUCCCUGUCACCACGGGCUGUGCCCCCUGGGAUGGCAGCAGUGGGCUUGGCACACGGGAAGAAAGGUGUGUGCUGGCUUUGCUGGGCUUUCCCCUGCCGGUGGAAGGUGAGGGUGAGGCAGCGGCGCCUGGCACUGCUCGUCCUUCCCCGAGGUGGCAGAGGCCUGUCUGUGCUCCCGGGGGGCAGCAGGGAGUGCUGGGGCCGUGCCCUGUGGUGCUGGUAUCCCGGGGUGACUGCCAUUGUCCAGCACGGGGCAGGAGACCUGGGCAGGACAAGCUCCCUGUGUCACUGCUGCACAGACCGCCACCGUGGGAAUGGUGACGUGCCAGGCUGCGGGCAGGAGGUGCCACCUUGGCCAGGCAGAGCAGCCCUGGUCACCAAGGGCAGUGGUGGUUCCUGUGGGGGAGCUGCAGGUCCAACCUGCAGCCUCUGCCCGUGGAAGGCCUGGCUCUGGAGGGUGCUUUUCAAAACUUUGGGAAGGCUGAGAGAACUGGCCUUGCUUGGGUGGUGUAAGUCCUCUGUCCAGUGCCCUGGGCUUCUGGUGCACAGAGCUCCCACCAGCAGAACUGCUAAAAACACCUCUGUGGGAGCCAGCCUGGCUCCCACACCCCACUCUGGGGGUCCUGGCUGUGGUCCCUGGUGAUGUUUGCCAGUACGUGCAUAUUCCAUUCCUCAUUAGAGUUUAAUUAAGACUGCAGGAGUUUGUGAUGACUUAGCAGGAGGAUUUGUCCAUAAUCCAAUUCAGCAGCAGUCCAUAACCCAGUUCUGGGGAGAAAGGUCUUUUCCCAUCAACCUCCCUUGGACAGAACGUUACUCUCAUGAACUUUACUCAUAAGAAAAAUCAUUUUCAUGGAAGCCUCCAUCUCAUCAUUCUUGUUUGUACAAUCUCACCUUGGGGCAUUCUGAAGCCUGAGGAUCAGUGGGUAAGUGCUUGUGAAUUACAGCUGCAUCUUCCACAUCUCAGUGAAACCACUAAAAGGGCUUUGGGUUUCAUUACCUGAGAGAUUCCUUAAUUAUUCUGAUUUUAGAAGGUGGUAUGUGAGAAUUUUUACAAGUUCUAGUUAAGGCCAGGAGUUAAUUUGAAAUCAUUAAUGAAGCUAUUUCUAAAGCCCCUGUCAGUCUGCCUGUGUAUUUGGGUAGGCAGCCAAGUUCUGCCAAGGCUGGUGGGCAUUUGGUGCUCACAUGUGCUGUGCAUGGCAUCCCUGUAGAUGAUAUUUGGCCCCUGGAUCCAGAAGAAGGGUUUUCUCUGGGGAGUCUCUCCUUUUAAAUGGGUUGUACUUCACUGUUCACCUAAGUUCAUUCUGAUCCAUGAUGCCAGUGAAAUAAAGUGUGUAAUCUUUAGUUGUUGUGGCUUACUGUAAUCCAGUCCUGAAAGCAUAAUACAUAACUUGUAAGAACCCCUCAUUUUUGUCAUCUGCUCCCAAUUUUUAUAUUCUAGAAGCAAGUUUCAUAUUGACUUAAACAGAGGAAUACUGCUGAAAGUAUGAAGUCAAGCACUCAGAGAUCAAGAACUGGUAGCUGUCAGACUGAUGAGUACAUUCACCUUUCAUUUCUGUUUGGGCUUACAUGGUGUCACAGCUGCAGGAACAUCUGUGCCAUUUCCUUCUUUAUGGGGCAGCUGGCUCCAAGAGUGUUCAGGACAAAGCUGGGACAAGUAACUUGAGAAACAAUGGCAUUUGGCACUUCUGACAAUCUAAAGACUUGACUUUGGAAAAUUAUUCUUAUUAGUCUGCUUUGUAAUCUUAAUUUCUCUUCCUUCUCAAACUUUUAAACUCAAAAAUUAUUUUAUUUUUUGUUUGUUUGGUCCCACUAGCUAAUGUGGUGUUAGUUCUUAAAUUAUUUUUUCUCCUCUUAAGUUUUGUAGCCAGCAUUAUUGCACUAAAUGGAUUGUGAGCACUUUACUUUUCCAGGGAGCUGGAGCUGCAGAUCAUUUUGUUGUAAGUGAAAAUCUUCCAAAAAUUCAUAAAAUCAAUGUAUUUGAUGAUAAUGUUUGUCUCCAUUUCCCUCUGUAAAUAAUAUCAACUACAUUUAUGUAGUUCUAAAACUAUUGCUAUGCCUGUAUGCCUUGCCCAAUGGACUCUGACAUUUUCUGGUUUAUGGGAUAUGGACUUUAUUUUGCAUAGGUAUUUAGGUAGUGUUACAUACACAGGACUUCUAAGUCAGCAUCAGUGUGUGUUAAUUUGGGGCUUUGAGCAAUACUAGUGGUGUCUGGAAAAAACCCAGAGCCUGUCACCAUCAUGCAGAGUUUAAAAUUGCACCAAAUCCUUAGAAAUAACUUUAAACAGAGGCAUUGCUUACUUGCUUAUUCUUUUCCUUUGUCAGACAGUUUGUAUUUUACAGAAAUUACUGUAUAUGGUCACUGGUGAACUGUGAGCUGCAAGGUGAUGUUUCCCUUCUGGAAUCCAAAGGCUUCAAAGAUUCUGUCUAAAUUUGCAAGUUACUGAUUAAAAAAAAAAAAAAAGAUGCAUGAGUUUAGGCAGGAAAAUGAUUUUAUGCUGUGCUGUUUUUCAGUGAUGCCUAAAGGUUAAUUUUGAUUAAGUCCAUAUCAUUAAAGGUUGCUUCAUGGCAAUUAUUUGUGAUGUUUGUAAAUGUAUUUAUUACACUUGUACAAAGCAGGGAAAAUGGGGAGAGGGAUGGAGAAAAGACCUAACUGGUUUUCACAUGUUUGUAAUUCAGCUACCUGUGACCAUUUCAGCAUGUCUGCAGCUCACUCAUCCUCUGCUGUGUCACUCACAAAAACCUCAUGAUGUCAGAACUUCUGCUGUUCUUUGGUUGGAAAAAGAACUCUUUUCAAGAAUAAAAUUUAUAUCUAUAAAUGUA